Messenger RNA from Diachasmimorpha longicaudata, 4605 nucleotides. It is a transcript of the gene Rab40, whose product is annotated as ras-related protein Rab-40C. The record is from RefSeq and is a predicted model, not a curated record. Lineage: Eukaryota; Metazoa; Arthropoda; Insecta; Hymenoptera; Braconidae. Gene Ontology annotation, molecular function: GTPase activity; GTP binding. The coding region runs from base 430 to 1314 and encodes 294 amino acids. Gene Ontology annotation, cellular component: synaptic vesicle; plasma membrane; endosome. The transcript has 4 exons. Gene Ontology annotation, biological process: protein localization to plasma membrane; intracellular signal transduction.
UUUUUCCACAUACACAACCAACAGUGCACAACAGACUUUCAGGACUGAACAACAAGGGAUUCAGCAUUCACCAAUCAUGUCCAUGUUCCUCGGUGUUGCUGUACGUACCCUGAUGAACAUGUGUCCUCAUCAGACACCAUCAAUCCUGUGCUAGAAAAUCACUUCAGGAGUGCUCCCUCGGGCUAGUGAAUUUGAGGCUGUGAAAAUACACCCAGAUAAUCCACGUUAUUUGGGUUAUAGCGAGCAUUCAGUGAGUGCACGUAAAAUAUUCGUGGAAAAAAACAGAGAGAGAGAGCGAGAGUGAGAACGUGAGUGAGUGCAAGGGAAAAAAGGGUAGAGAAAAAUAAAGAACCACUUGGAAAAAUAAAGAGUCGAAAAAUACGGAGUGCAAACCUACAGUAUGCUCAGAAUUUUUAAUAUCGAAUUAUUAUGGCUGGGGGUGAGGCUGCUGGGACAAAGCCUCGUCAGGAGAAACAGUACGAUUAUCUUUUGAAAUUUUUACUCGUCGGGGAUAGCGACGUUGGCAAACAGGAGAUACUCAGUGGCCUCGAGGACGGCGCAUCCGAGUCACCUUUCUGCAGCGGCAGUGCUUACAAAACAACAACUAUCCUGCUGGAUGGGAAGAGAGUUAAGUUACAGCUGUGGGAUACGUCGGGGCAGGGGAGAUUCUGUACAAUUAUCAGGUCUUACUCCAGAGGGGCACAGGGAAUCCUUCUUGUUUACGAUAUUACAAACAAAUGGUCGUUUGAUGGAAUCGAUAGAUGGCUCAAGGAAGUUGAAGAGCACGCCCCAGGUGUUCCAAAGGUAUUAGUCGGCAAUCGCCUGCACCUGGCAUUCAAGCGACAAGUUGGGGUUAGAGAUGCUGAAGCAUACGCUGCAAAAAAUCGUAUGGCAUUCUUCGAAGUGUCACCAUUAUGUGAUUUCAAUAUAAGGGAAAGCUUUUCGGAACUGUCGAGAAUGGCACUGCACCGUAAUGGGAUGGAACGUUUAUGGAGAUCGAAUAAAGUCCUCAGCCUCCAAGAACUUGCCUGUCGGGCAAUAGUGGCACGCACAACAGUGUAUGGAAUUGAUCAGCUACCCUUACCCACGUCGAUAAAGUCCCACUUGAAAUCUUACGCUAUGACGACAACAACGCAGCUACGUUACAACGGAAAUCGUUCACAAAAUUCGAGCAAGAGCCUUGGAUCUUAUCAUCGCAGGUUACGAUUCGUCGGAGCGUGUCACAAUGGACUGACGACACCGGGCAAUUCACCUGGCAGCAUAACAGACUCUCGUUCCAGUUGCGCUGGCCGUAAUUCUUGCACAAUAUCCUGAGGGUAUAGGAAACAACCAAAUCUUGUAUCGUUCAGCAGUCAUCCUUGGAACAAGCACUUGUUUCUUCAUUCAUUGGAAAUCAUUUUAAUAGUUAACGCAGUUGACAGGUAGGAUGACAGAUAUUGUUGGGGAUAAAUCAUUCAAAUCGCAAUAUUUUUUUGGCAGCACGUCUUUCCAACACCGAUAUAUCAACUAAUUUUAUUUCAAUUAUUUGACUUUGAAGGAUUAAACGAAACCCGUUGACGCAUGCAAUGUAUAGACCAUUAUUUUUCCAUGAACAAUUGUAAAGAAGUUUGAGUUUGAAAAUUAAAUUUUCAAUUCAACGUUUGUUAUAAACUUGCGAUCACUGCUUCAACGCACAAUUCCGUAAAUCAUUAAAGAAUAAAAAAUAGAUGCUGCUCCAAUUAAUAAUCUAACACUGAUCAACAAGUCAUUGAUUCAAAGUGUAGCAGUUACAAUUUAAUUAGUUGAAAUAUCGCUUAGUUGAGGAGACAUAUAUUUUUUAAAAAUCAACUGGAAAUUUAUUUCAUUGUUUACAUUGAAAGCAGUUUCCCGUUGAAAUACAGUAGUUGAAGACUCAAUAUUAUAUAUCCAAUAUACGUAACGGUAAAAAUGCGGAAUUACAGCGAGUACUUACAUGAUUUAUUGUGGAAAAAUGAUCAGUUCUGAAGAAAAUUAGCCGGUUAACAUUUGGUAAAUGAAUAUUUCCUCGUGAAUCAGUUAUUUUAGUGAUUGAUUAUCCAAAAUGAUGGCGCAGAGCCAUCCGUCCGAGCGUUAGUUAAGAAACUUUCACGAACAGUGAAAAAUAAACAACAAAACUACCAUCAUAUGAUUACCGUAAGUUUUAUUUAUAAGAAGAUUUUUUAUGUACAUAUAUUUAUAAUAAUAAUUAUUACUAUAUUUUAAAUGUUGAAGUUUGUAAUUUGUUGAUGGAUCAGACUCUAAAAGAAAUUAUGUACACGGUGGGUGCACAGAAAAACAAUGUGAAGAAAAUGAAAAAUUGAGUGUAGGGUAUAAUGCGUGAAUUUGUUUAACUAGUCCUUUUGAGAAUAAUUCGACGUAGCAUAAGAGAAAAUGAAGAUUAAAAAAUCGAAUCAGGCAAUGAUGGGCAAAAAAGUAUUUACUAAAUUUUAAAUAAUCAAGUACUGAACUAUUUAAUAUUUUCAAUCGAACUGAGUAUUAAAUGAUGGAGUAUUUAGUAUUUAAAUUGACAUUUUAUUGGAAAAGGGUUCAGUUUUGCCCAUCAUUGUAAUCAGAUGACCAGUUAUGGAAUAUUUUAUACACUCAUGACUUUCUCAGGCUUUCAAUUUCAUAGCAAGUGUCAGAGACACCGUCCUUGGAUUGGUAAUUCACUAUCGCUAAUCCUCGUUUUUUGUUUUUAACCCCCAACACCCUGCAUAGACCAAAUAAUUCGAGUUACAUUUGUUCCUGUAUAUAAUUAGGUUUAGUCCCCAGUAAUAAUUGCUCCAUCGACGUUGCAUUGGAGUCCCCACUCGACUGCCUCCUGGUGAUUUUAUUGCAUUACCCAGUUUUAUGAUGAUUUGAGGUACAAGUGGUGAAUCAUCUGCAAUAAAAUGGGAUUUAUGACAUUCUUUUCUUUCUCAAACCGUUGUCAGUAGUGAAUGACCACAACUAAUAUUCCCAAGAAUUAAUUCUAUUACGGAGACCUUUCUACUUGGACAUUCUAAACGAUCAUUACACAAUUCUUCCUUGUUCAUAAUCGUUUUCUUUAUACAGUUCAUUUGAAACAACUUCAACAGGUGAGACACGUCCAGUAUUUUCAUACUUCACUUUCACCUGUCACUUUCUACCCAGUACCAUUAACCGAAGUAGGGCUAACUCGUUUCCAAUAGCAGAUGAACCCGAUUGUACCCUCAAUUACCUGCAGCAGAUCAAUUGUCCCUUUUUUUCUCAAUCAUCGUGCCAUUACGCAAAAAGCAAACCACAACUCCGUCUUUUGAAUGAGAAAAGAGGCAAGAACGAGAAUAAAUGAAAAAAAAAAUAGUAAUAUUGGAGAAGAUUUUUGCACCGACAAUAUAGGAUAUAUGAUGCAAAUUCGGAUCUUGAUAAUUAUUUUUGAAAUAUUUACUGACGUGAAAUAAAAUGAAAUAGAGCUCAUAGACACUGUGUUUGAUAGAAGCAAGUGCGUAGGUGGAAAAAAUAGGCCAAAAUUUGUGUCAAAAAGCAUUAAACUACCCUCGAUUGUCUGUAGCGGGCCCAUAUCUCUGUGGCCUAUUUUUUCCUUCAUCAAAGAACUGAAAGAAAAAAAUACAAUUCACUGAAGAAAAAAAAAUACAAUGGACACUCAAAGAGAUGAUAGAAAUACUCAACGCAUGAUUCUGUUAGUCGCAGUGCAAGUAGUGACAUUCCAUUCACUGUCAAAAAUGAUCAGUGAGCAGUGAUUAUUACUUAUCGGAAGAAUGAAGAAUUUCAAAGAUAGCUUAUGGAAUUUUUCAUGAAUCAGCGAAUGUACGAUUCAUGUUAAAUAAAAACGAGAGUGAUGGUGGGUGACAAAUGUAAUCGUAAGCCGAGGCAUAUUUUUGUACACUGUGUAUAAAGUAUGUUAACUGAAAUCUCAUAAAACCCAUCCAAUAAAUUUUCAAAAACUGGUUUCAAUCACAAUUUUCCAAUGGCGGUACCUUAAAAUUACUCGAUAAUCUGAAAAACAGAUGUUAUUUCAAUUUAUAGCAUUUUUCCCGCUGGAAUUUCGUAAGGAAAAUGAUUAUAAAGUAAUGAUUGGAAUUAAAACUGGGAAUCCCAGUCUUAUCGUGGAAUAAGCGCCUAACAGCAUUAGUAAUGAAACGAUCAAAUAUUUCAAGUCGUUUUCGCUGAUUAGUCAGUUUUCAGUAAAUAUCAUGGAAUCUAAGGCACAUGGCGAAAUGUUCAUUAGACUUUUUGUGGUAUGAGUUAAGGACUAGAAAACCCCUCGACAAAAAGUACAUUACAAAAAUUUCGUUAUCUCCCUUGAGUUCGCAGAUAUUCUGAUUUGAACAGUUUAACCGUUUCGAUAGUGCAUUCUGAACGCAAAUAAAUUGACAGUAAUUGACGGAAAAAAAUUGACCGUUGUAAACAGUAAUUAUCACUUCUUUUAUCACCAACGAUGAAAAAAAACAAAAAGGGUAAUUAUGUGUAUUUCUGCAAACGUCGUUUUACUUAUCCUAGGCUAAAAGUAACAAUAAACUAAAGGCAAAAAAAUUGUAUCAUAAUAAUUUAUCUAUAAUAUUUAUUUAAUUCAAUUAUAUACAUUGCUAAGUACAUUUGACUUUAAUAAAUAUGAAGUAACGAAUUUGA